GAGUCAGGGGAAAGGGCACCAGACCGGCUGUCUGGAGAUGUGGGCCGCUGCGCCCCACUCCACACACGAGCCAGACAAGGCCGAGAGAUUGGGGCGCGUUUGCUGUCAAGGUCAAAGCCUCGGUGGCCCGAGUUUGGCUUCAACUCAGGUCUCCUGAAUUUCUGCUGUAGGAACCUCCACUCUCGUCCAUCCAUAAUGAUGACAAGCAUUCCAGAGAGAAGGCCCGGGGCGGCAGAGACGAUCUGGAGUUGAAGAGAGAGCAAGGCGGCAGUGAGAGCACGCCAGGCCCCAGGAUUACUGAAGAGCUAACUCUCCUUCUUGGGAGAGUUAUUGUCUUACCCUAACUGUUGCUGAGACCAUACUGGAAGAAGAUGCUGGUGUGGGAAUCCCCUGGGAAAAAAAGAAUUUUCAUUGUCAAAGGAAAUGCAGCAAAGAGAGCUUCUUCCUACCAAGCCAACAAUGAGUUUGGACUCCUAGGAAACCAUCAUUCAAACCAGGAUUGAGAAGCAACCGUUCCUCCAUCUUCAUGGUUGAUCUUCUCUGGGCCAGCGAUAUGCACCAUGAUCCUCUCUUGCGGUGGCCAGUGGCAGCAAGACACAGCUCCUGGUCAGCCCUGCAGACAUGAAGAGGGAAAAAUAUGAAGACCCCAUAGUGGAACACCAAACACAGAGCUGGUCUGUCCAGGAUACUCGGGAAAGCCGGAGCUGCCAAGGAAGCCAAGCCAAGUCACGUGCAUGUAUGAAGGGCUUGCUUGAAAAUGAGUCUUCUCCUUGGUACAAUAUGUUUUGAUCCAUGGUUUCAUUUGAGCCUCACAACCACUUCCUGAAGUAUUAUUUCUCUCCCCUUCUCCAGGUGUUUUAAAAAGAUGAGGAAACUAAGGCUAGAGCAAGUUAAGUGACUGCCCGAAUCACAUAGCUGGAUGGAGAUCAGAACUGCAGCUUGAGUCCAAGUUUUGCUUCAUGCAAAUUCUGCGUCUCUUUCUGUUAAGGAAAAGAGACAGAUCAGGGAAGGCUUCACAGAGGAGGAGGUGCUAGAACGACCCAAGUGGCAGGGCACCAAGUACAGAAGAGUAAACAGGGUCCUCUUGGCAAAGGCACAAAGAUGCAACGCAGCCCAGCCAGAAGGAAACACACGUUGUAGGAAACAAAAAAUGGUUGCUAGAAUUGUGAACUCUUUGGGGACAAGAAGGUCCGGUUCCUAGAAUGUGGCCUGGGGUUUAGCAGGCUCUGGAUAACUGUUUGAAGGACGGAAUGUCUGGGACAGAGAUUCUCUGUAGGACGGUAACCAGAAGUGUGGCUGAGAAGUGGCUGGAGUCAGAAGAAGGAGAUGCCUUUAUACAAUAUGGAAGGCUGGUGCUGGAGGAGGGGAGGGGGAUCAGGGUGCAGGUGAGGAGCGGAUCUGAGGAGAGAAUCAGCUGGAAGGUGGUUCCAGGAGAGAGAGAAAAGGAAGAGCAUAAGUCAACCAGGGUGGGGAGAGGAAAGACAGAGUCAAGAAACAUUUAGGAGUUAAGAGUGCCUAGCAACACUCUGACGGGAGUGUAGGGAUGGCAUGUAGGCAUCCACAGGCAGAAAGGCAGGAGCAGGGGACAGAGGAUGCUGGCUGUGGAGGAAACAGGAGUGAGUAGUGGAUACCAGGAUUCUCCCCCAGGUAGGCUGCAACCUCCGCAGUCACUCCUGGGGUUGCUCGCCUGAGAGGGCGGGGCCUCCCAGACUGGAAAAGUCAUUAGCAACCUGCCAGAACCGGGUUAACAAAGGCAGGACUACAACUCCCAGCAUCCUCCGGCACAGUGGGGUGACGGCGGGCGGUGGCUGCGCUGCACCCGCCCGGUGGGCGCUGGACCUGGGACGGCACCCGAGCCUGUCAUUCCGAAGGGGUCUGCGGGGGUGCGGGCGGGCGAUGCACCCGGGUCCCCAGCGCACUGGCCGCGCCGGGCUCGCGUCUCCCGCCCUACGUCCCCGCCCCUUGCCCCACCCCAGCCGGGCGGCUUAGCUGGGGCCGCAGCGCGGCGGCAACAUCACUCUCGCCGCCGCUGCUCCGCCCCAUCCCCUUCUGUUUUUCUCUCUCAUUCUCCGGUGGCGACGGCGGGGAAGGCGGAGGCAGAGGCAGCAGCAGCCGCGCAGGCUGCAAUGAAUGAUCCCCCAGCUGGGGGGGAGGACUCCAGGUGAGCCUCUGCCCUCGGGAGGGCCGGGACCCCCGGCCGCCCAGGACCUGCAGCCCCCGCCAUGGAUCCCUAGAGGAGGAGGAGGACGAGGAGGAGAAGACAGUUCUGCCGCCCACCCCCAUCCUAUUUUCCUCUUCCUUUAUCUCAUUGUUGCCGUAGCUGUUUACGGCAGCGUUCCCUCUGCCCCAGCAUGGGGCGGGCUCCGGGCACUGCCAUUCGGCAGGCGCUGCUCCUGCGGCUGCCCGGGGAUUCUGCCUAAUUCUCCCUCCCCAGCCCGUGCAGCGAGGACCGGAGAGCAGUGGAGGCCCGGACUGCAGCAGCGGCAGGGCCACCUCCCAGCAUCCCCACCCUAGGAGGCUGCAUGCGGAUUGAAGAACGGCGCCUGGGGGUUGGGCUGGCCCCGCGGAUCCGGACCUAGGGAGGACAGCAGGACCGCCCAGGCUGCGGAGGGGGCCGAGGGGAGGCAGGAAGGACCGAGCGGCAAGAUGGCCAGUAAAACCAAGGCCAGCGAGGCCCUGAAGGUGGUGGCCCGGUGCCGCCCCCUCAGCCGGAAGGAAGAGGCUGCUGGUCACGAGCAGAUCCUGACCAUGGACGUGAAACUGGGCCAGGUGACCCUGCGGAACCCCCGCGCUGCCCUAGGGGAGCUGCCCAAAACCUUCACCUUUGAUGCCGUGUAUGAUGCCAGCUCCAAGCAGGCAGACUUGUAUGAUGAAACCGUGAGGCCCCUGGUAGACUCGGUGCUUCAAGGUUUUAAUGGCACCGUGUUUGCCUAUGGACAGACGGGCACAGGCAAGACCUAUACCAUGCAGGGGACCUGGGUGGAGCCUGAACUGCGCGGGGUCAUCCCCAAUGCCUUUGAGCAUAUCUUCACCCACAUCUCCCGCUCCCAGAACCAGCAGUACUUGGUUCGGGCCUCCUACCUGGAGAUCUACCAGGAGGAGAUUCGAGACCUGCUCUCCAAGGAGCCUGGCAAGAGGCUAGAGCUGAAGGAGAACCCCGAGACGGGUGUCUACAUCAAGGACCUCUCCUCCUUCGUCACCAAGAAUGUCAAGGAGAUCGAGCACGUGAUGAACCUGGGGAACCAGACUCGGGCGGUGGGUAGCACGCACAUGAACGAGGUCAGCUCUCGCUCCCAUGCCAUCUUCGUCAUCACCGUGGAGUGCAGUGAGCGUGGCUCAGAUGGCCAGGACCACAUCCGUGUGGGCAAGCUCAACCUGGUGGACCUGGCGGGCAGCGAGAGGCAGAACAAGGCAGGCCCCAACACAGCUGGAGGGACAGCCACACAGUCCACAGGGAGUAGCGGUGGUGGGGGAGGUGGCGGUGGUGGAGAGAGGCCUAAGGAAGCCUCCAAAAUCAACCUCUCACUGUCUGCCCUGGGCAACGUGAUCGCGGCUCUGGCAGGCAACAGGAGCACCCACAUCCCCUACCGGGACUCCAAGCUAACCCGGCUGCUCCAGGACUCUCUGGGGGGGAACGCCAAGACCAUCAUGGUGGCCACCCUGGGCCCAGCGUCUCACAGCUACGAUGAGAGCCUGUCCACCCUGCGCUUUGCCAACCGGGCCAAGAACAUCAAGAACAAGCCCCGGGUGAACGAGGACCCCAAGGACACACUGCUACGGGAAUUCCAGGAGGAGAUUGCGCGCCUGAAGGCCCAGCUGGAGAAGAAGGGGAUGCUAGGAAAGCGGCUCCGGAGGAAGAGCAGCCGCAGGAAGAAGGCCGUGUCAGCCCCAGCCGGGUACCCGGAGGGGCCGGUGAUUGAGGCCUGGGUGGCGGAAGAGGAGGAUGACAAUAACAACAACCACCGCCCGCCGCAGCCCAUCCUGGAGUCAGCCUUGGACAAGAACAUGGAGAAUUACCUGCAGGAGCAGAAGGAGCGGCUGGAGGAGGAGAAGGCGGCCAUCCAGGAUGACCGUAGCCUGGUGAGCGAGGAGAAGCAGAAGCUGCUGGAGGAGAAGGAGAAGAUGCUGGAAGACCUGCGGCGGGAGCAGCAGGCCACCGAGCUGCUCGCAGCCAAGUACAAGGCCAUGGAGAGCAAGCUGCUCAUCGGGGGCAGGAACAUCAUGGAUCACACCAACGAGCAGCAGAAGAUGCUGGAACUGAAGAGGCAGGAGAUUGCAGAACAGAAACGCCGUGAGCGGGAAAUGCAGCAGGAGAUGAUGCUCCGAGACGAGGAGACCAUGGAGCUCCGGGGCACCUACACGUCCCUGCAGCAGGAGGUGGAGGUCAAAACCAAGAAACUCAAGAAGCUCUACGCCAAGCUGCAGGCGGUGAAGGCGGAGAUCCAGGAUCAGCACGACGAGUACAUCCGCGUGCGGCAGGACCUGGAGGAGGCGCAGAACGAGCAGACCCGGGAGCUCAAGCUCAAGUACCUCAUCAUCGAGAACUUCAUCCCCCCAGAGGAGAAGAACAAGAUCAUGAACCGGCUUUUCCUGGACUGUGAGGAGGAGCAGUGGAAGUUCCAGCCCCUUGUGCCCGGCGGAGCCAAUAACAGCCAAAUGAAGAAGCGGCCAACGUCAGCAGUGGGCUACAAGAGGCCUAUCAGCCAGUACGCCAGGGUUGCCAUGGCAAUGGGGUCCCACCCCAGGUACAGGGCUGAAAACAUCAUGUUUCUGGAAUUGGAUGUGUCCCCUCCAGCGGUCUUUGAGAUGGAAUUCUCUCAUGACCAAGACCAAGACCCCCGUGCGCUCCACAUGGAGCGGCUCAUGCGGUUGGACAGCUUUCUGGAAAGACCUUCCACGUCCAAAGUCCGAAAGUCCAGAUCCUGGUGCCAGAGUCCUCAGCGGCCUGCGCCCUCCACCACACCUGCCUCGCUGGCCCCCGCUGCUCUGCGCCCCACGACAGUGCUAGACCAUGAGUGACAGCCUUCCGUCAGGCCGCCCGUCCCGCAGACGCCAGGGGCGGGCCGCCAGCCCUGGAUCAUCUCGCCUGCCGCUCGGUGUGCGUGUAUGUGCGUGUGCGUGCCUGUGUGUGUGUGUGUGUGUGUGUGUGUGCGCGUGCGCGCAUAUGUGUGAGGGGGUGAGCAUCCGGCAGGCCGUGCCUCUGCCAGCUCUUAGCCUCCUUUAUUUAAUUCAUGUUAUUUAUUCGUGGAGCUCGGUUCCCGCAGGAGAGGCGCCCUCGCCCGGGCCUGCCCUGGUCACUGCAGCCUCCUUUCCUCCCGACCGUAGACCCCCGCCCCAGUCACACCGCCAGCUCCUCCCCGUCAGUUGCCCCCAGGAGGGAAGGGACCGGGGCCUGAGAAGAGGGUCCUUGUUCCUCCUGGCUCCCUCGGUCACCCCCAUCUCCUCCGGCACUGACCGUGAGCAGCCCCUGAGCACUUCCCGGGACUAGAAAAAUGCGAGGUGUCCUCUGAGGAUAUUCGACGUCCGUCCACAGUGUUGAGCUUGGGCUUCCGGCGGAGAGAGCCCUGCUCUCCACUUUCUGGGCCUCAAGUGACCUCUUUCGGCUUCUCGGGCUCCUCCUUCUCAAGGACUUGAGGGACCUCGCCGACACAGCCUAUGCGCGUCAGCUUUGAUGGGAACUCGCGGCUUCCCCAACCCUGCUUCUCGUCCACCUGCCCAAGCCGUCGAUGGGAACUGUGAGCCAACCCCUUGCGGCCUCCUCAGGACCUGCAGGAAAUGGAACAGUAAUGGAGACAGUGUGGAUAAUCAUCAGGAGACGUCCCUCCUCUAGGACCCUUUGUUUCUGUCCCCUUAAGAAGUAACUGUGGCCAACAAAGCCACCAGGCCAACUCCCCACCUUAGACAUGCUGCUCCUUCCUGCUUCCGUCCUUUUCCCUGCAGCUGCCUGGAUCCCCGGUGGUAAUGGGAGGGAUCCAUGUCCUUCUCCCCUGGCUAAACAGAGGUAUCAGUCUGUUGCUUUUCCUUCUCAUGAGCGCAGGAUAUGGAGACCCAGGCGCAGCCUGCCAGCUCUGCCCUUUACCCUGUUUCUGAUUCACCUUCUGUUGGGCACUGCUCUGUUCACCAGACUGACCUUUCCUUCAGCAUUGUGGUCCCUAGGGAAGUACUCCUCACUGUCCUUUGCGACAUCCCAGGAUGUCUCCGGGUCUCUAAAGUAAAGUUCUACCAAAAAAAAAGAGAGGGAGAUUAAUUUUCAUUGACUUGCCUUUUAAGGGUAUAUUUCAGUGGAAGGGGAAGAGGCAGUCAUGAAUCAGAGCAAGUGGGUUAGGCUCUCAGAACGCCCUAAUAGUGGCAUCUCCAGGUCCUAGAACAUGAUGAGUUUAGCUCUUGGGGUAGAGGCACGAAACGGACAGAUCUGCCUGCAGUUUGGUGUGUGGGAGGUGGCAGUGGGGGCUGAUUACCUGGUUAUUCUCUUUCCAGCAGGACAUGAACCCUUUUGCACAGUUCAGGUUCUGCCGUGUAAGGACCCAGCAAUGGUUUGGUUUGGUUUCAUUCAAUGAUGCUGUCACUGCUUCUGCAACUGCUGGACCGCAUGGUUGGGCAACUCAAUUGCCACUUGCUCCUGUCCUUCAAGGAAAUAACCUUUUUUCAUCAGAACCCAAGAGAUUAUUUGAGACCCAGGAUUCAGAUCAGAGGUUCGGUUGUGGCUGGGACAGGAGUGGUAUGUAGAAGGGUCCCAAGUGGGAGAGGCAUUGAGCAGCCUCUCCCACGGACCUCUCGUUGGUGGAUGAAGCCGCACGCGUUACCCCCAUUCAUCACCAGGACGCAUCGACUCUGCACUGUCUGAUCACUUGACCCUCAUAGUCUUAUAGCACAAUAUACCCAACUUCACCCCACCCCAGCCUCAGGGCUGGGCCCAAGGUGUGCUCAGAGGAGGAGCUCCUGCCUGCAGUUUUGUGUACGUGUGUAUGUGUGUGCGUGUUUGUGUGUGUUUACCUCCACAGGGGACACUCUGCACUUGGUGUGAGAUAUGCUGGGAACAGGGCCACCGGGGUGGCUGGAUCUCGGUCCCUCUGUCUCUCUCUUCUCUUCCUUUUGAUGUAUCACACAUUUGGUUGACAAAGUGAGGGCCUUGAUUUGGACCAAAUUUCCAUGUCUGUUGCUGUGGUCUUCAUUUAGGACAAUGAUUAACAAAGCCGUGGCCCCUUCUCGUCACUCUAUACAUAUGACUAUACGGGACAUAUGUAAUAUAUAAAUAUAUAUAUAAAAUAUUACCCUCUGUCUCCUUGGCUUAGGAUGAGAUCUCUCUGUUGAGCUGAAAUGCACCUGCAGCUCAGUGCUGCCAGCAGCCUGCAGGCCCCAGCCCUGUUCAGAUUAACACAGUCCGAAAUAAAGGAAUGAGUAUCGUUACAUA
Messenger RNA from Sus scrofa (pig), 7411 nucleotides. The record is from RefSeq and is a predicted model, not a curated record. NCBI's taxonomy places the organism in Eukaryota, Metazoa, Chordata, Mammalia, Artiodactyla, Suidae.